Molecule: messenger RNA, 3430 nt
Organism: Triplophysa dalaica
Lineage: Eukaryota; Metazoa; Chordata; Actinopteri; Cypriniformes; Nemacheilidae
Gene: scamp5a
Product: secretory carrier membrane protein 5a
Exons: 7
Coding region: 272-961 (229 amino acids)
Biological process (GO): protein transport
Cellular component (GO): trans-Golgi network membrane; recycling endosome membrane
Source: RefSeq, a predicted model, not a curated record
CAUUCAUCCCUCGCCCAACUCAUACGUGCUUACGUGCGUGUGUAGGAAGACCGUGACGUGAUUGUUUUUACUCCCAUAUCCCAAAUCACAUCUCAUAAUAUUACGGAAUUGAAACAUCACUCUUUGCGAGCGCAUCGAUCAUUGAAUGGACACUGGUUUAAUAGAUGAGAGUGGGCGCUAGCACGAGCGGACAUAAUCGCGGGUGAACGCACGAGACGGACGGUUUUUGAAUAUUAUAGUCUGAAUAAAGUGAAACAACUAAAGAGACUCCAUGGCAGAAAACAAUUUUCCUCCUCUUCCACGGUUCAUUCCACUGAAGCCAUGUUUUUACCAGGACUUCAACGAGAUUCCGGACCAACACAGGACUAUGUGCAAACGGCUCUAUUACUUAUGGAUACUACACAGUGCCACCCUAGCGUUGAACCUGAUUGGUUGUCUGGCUUGGAUGUGCGGUGGGGGCGGAGCAACCAAUUUUGGGAUGGCCAUACUUUGGCUGAUACUGUUCACCCCAUGCUCAUAUGUGUGCUGGUUUAGGCCCAUCUAUAAGGCCUUCAAGACAGACAGCUCGUUCAACUUUAUGGCAUUUUUUUUCGUAUUCAUGGCACAGGUGGUGAUAAGUAUCAUUCAGACUGUUGGAAUUCCAGGAUGGGGGGUUUGCGGCUGGCUGGCCACCAUCACUUUCUUCAGCACUAAUAUCGGCUCUGCUGUUGUUAUGCUGAUCCCAACCAUAAUGUUCACUGCCGUGGCUGUGCUCUCUUUCAUCGCUCUCACCAAGGUUCACAACUUAUACCGUGGUAGUGGUGGAAGCAUGAGUAAAGCCCAGGAUGAAUGGACCACUGGUGCUUGGAAGAACCCUCAAGUCCAACAGGCAGCACAGCAGGCGGCGAUGGGUGCCACCCAGGGGGCAAUGCAACAACAGUACACAGCUGCCCCAACCUAUAACUAUGACGAUCCAAUGUAGUUUCUAUUUAGUCACAACGGGGGGAGGGACAGUCACAGGGUAUUCGGGGAGAGGAAGAGAGUCAUAGUGUUACAAAGAAACAAUUGGGCAAACAGAGUUGAAUUAUAAACAGGUUACUACAAUGCAUACUAUCUUGCUUAAUGGUUUUAACAGCUAGUGAGCUAGCUUAAAGAGUUGCUUUCAGACCUUAAACCCCAUCCAUAGGGAAAUAUCCAUUUGCCAUGUGGUGUUACGGCAGAUUUUAACGAUUGUGUAUUGUUUCUUCACUAUAACACCAAUAAGGAGACAUUCCAGAUCUGUCUUCCUCAUUUUGUUUCUAUAGUAACUAGAUUCUCAGUUCAUUUGAGAUUUGCCUGUGGUAUUUGAUAGCCAGUUAAACGUUUUGGUUGGCUAUUAGUAUUCAACAACAUUUUAGCGAACACAUAUUUGCUUAAGUUUUAUGCAUCAAAAGGGGAGAACAGAUCAGCAUUUGAAAAAUAAAUUGAUUGGUUAUUACUUGUUUUCGCCAUUGAAAAGUAAAAAGCUAAUAAAAGUCGUAUUUUUCAGUUCUACGCACAUUUUUUUCGCUACAUACUUUUUUCCAGGCUGUUUUAUAUUCGUUGUAAAGGUAUACAGGGACAGCCAAAUGUUUACAUUAUUUUUUUGUUCAGUUUACGGUUUUAAUUGUGUUGUUUGUUGGUAUUUUCGAAUGUGCAUUCAUGUGAACUUUGUUUUUGUUACCUCAGGAUCUCAUUUUUGGGCUUAGGGCAAGGUUCGGCUACAGAAUUGAUUGCACGAGAAAUAUUUGUACAUCUGUAGUUCAGUUUAGACACUCUUGAACGUGGCUUAAAUAUUAAACCUACCAAUUAGCCACCAAAUUAUUCAAUAUUUAGUUUUAUUUCAGUCCUGAUAUUGUACUAAGGGCCUGUUUGAUUUGUUAAAUAGCUGAAAUCAUAAUGGUUUGCGAAUAACUCGAGACUCAUUACUGAAUUUCAGUCAUUUUUGUAAAUAUCAAAAUGUGUCUGGAUGGUUUAGUCUUCACUAAGCAAGUAAAGCACACAAGUUAUACUGUCACAAGAACAAUAUACCGUAUAUGGAAUCAUAUUAAUAAUUAUUUACUUUACAAAGUAGUUUGUUUCUCCCCAAAGUCAAUUUGAUCUUUACAUUUGCUCUGUUAUGCAUUGACAAGUUAUCAUUGUUUGAAAUUCACAAACUUCCAACAUUUUUAGAUUCAAACUAGUUCGGACUGUAAAAAAUGCAGAGUUUUUAAUUUGACCAAAUGUAACAUAAUAUUUAUUUAGAUUUAAAGCUAAAUGUGUGGUCUAUCUCUGGUUGGUAGUAAAUAGAUGGUUGACUUUGCUAAAUGAUUAGCAAAAUGAAAAAUAAUGAAGUGUACAGUAUAUGUAAUGUUUAUCUAAAUGUUUUAAUCAAGGCUUGUAAAAAAUACCUUCAAUCAUUUCAAGAACUGUGAAACGUUCAAUAAGCCAAUGUGCGAUAUUAUUCACGUACGUUUGGGGAGUUUUCUAUGUAUCUUUCUGUUUGUAAAGACUUGUUUAUGUUAUAUUUUCUAUCAUGUGUAUGUAUUUGAGUGUUUUGAUCAUAACUUGCGCAGUGUGAUGCAUAGUACACCCAAUAGUGGGCUUGGUGAGACAGGACAUGUAGUUUAAAGCUUUGGCUGAGAUUCGGUACCUAAGUGACAUCCGUGGGUUUAUAAUUCUCAGAGUGCCCUCUGUUGGAAUUGAUGAAUGAAACAUUUACCUCUGACAGCAAACAUUCACAGACGCAAAUAUUGGUAUCUAUUCUAUAAGAUUCAAUGAGAAAAUAGACGACAACAAGUGUGAAUGUUACAGUUCAGCCACACCAGCAAAAGCUAAAGUCACUGUCCUUUGCCAAGUUCCAACAUAUUUUGUGCCCUGAUAUUAAUGCGUAUAUAUCCUGACAGUUUAAAGUAGCCUUGUUAAUACUGUAAAGUUUUGUGAGUGGAAGAUGCCAGUAGAAUAACAACAAAAGCAGAUAGUUGUCUUUGUAAAGUGAGUUGUGUGUGGUGAUCGGUGCAUUUGUGAAUUGAACCAAACCUUGUACUAUGUGUACGAAGGCACUCUCUGUGUGUGUGUGUGUGUGUGUUGAUGUUUAAUCAUUUGUCAAGUCUAAACUGGAAUGUAUUGUCGACAAGAAUUACACUACUUUACCGGUAUCCAUUUGAAUGGUUUUGUUAUUUUUAUUGUGUUAUUUUAUUGACUUUUCAUGUGUAUCCCAAUCUAGCCAUAUUUUCCCUCAGCUACUAUGUUUACUGUAGUAAAAUAUAUUUUAAGUUUCCUGAUUAAAACUUAACCCACAAAUCAAUCAAUCAUGCAAAUAUAGAGUUAUUUAAUAGUGAUUUCUGAAGGUGUUGUUUUUCCAAGAUGACUUGUUUUGUUUCAUUUUUGUUACUUUUUAUAUUCUUUAUGUCUCUCCCUGAUGAAUGGUAAAUAGAUAAAAUGUUGCAUUGAG